Molecule: messenger RNA, 447 nt
Organism: Copidosoma floridanum
Lineage: Eukaryota; Metazoa; Arthropoda; Insecta; Hymenoptera; Encyrtidae
Product: U3 small nucleolar ribonucleoprotein IMP3-like
Biological process (GO): ribosomal small subunit biogenesis; rRNA processing
Cellular component (GO): Mpp10 complex; small-subunit processome
Molecular function (GO): snoRNA binding; rRNA binding
Source: RefSeq, a predicted model, not a curated record
AUGUCGUUUAAGACUUCUAUUCGUCGUAAGUGGUGCAUAGCUUCCAACACUGAACAAUUUACAAUAGUAGAAAAUGUCGUACUUAACGAGCACAAUACUCUAAAUAUUGAUUCUCACGGCUGGCUAAAAUACAUGAAAGAUGCUACCUCCGAGAUAAUGUCCCAUUUGGUGCAAAAAUCGUUGAUUCCGACAAAGUGGGAUUUGUCACUAUGUCAAAAAGUAACAGCCAGUUCAUUCUGCAGAAGAAGGUUGCCUGUUAUCAUGGUACGAUGCAAAAUGAGUGAAAACAUUAAAAUGGCAACACAGUUAAUAGAGCAGGGUCAUGUUCGAGUAGGACCUGAAGUAAUCAAAGAUCCAGCAUUUCUAGUGACAAGGAACUUGGAAGAUUUUGUUACUUGGACUGAUACCUCAGCUAUUAAAAAACACACUAUGAAUUAUAACAGUACU